This is a messenger RNA of Anolis sagrei ordinatus, 3025 nucleotides long. It is a transcript of the gene TARDBP, whose product is annotated as TAR DNA binding protein. Gene Ontology annotation, molecular function: RNA binding. Gene Ontology annotation, cellular component: nucleoplasm; chromatin. NCBI's taxonomy places the organism in Eukaryota, Metazoa, Chordata, Lepidosauria, Squamata, Anolidae. Gene Ontology annotation, biological process: regulation of gene expression. The record is from RefSeq and is a predicted model, not a curated record.
GCUUCAUCUUGACGCUUCGGAGAGGAAGGAGGGCGCCGCCAUUUUGUCGGCAGGAGAGGAAACGGAGGCCUGGGCCCGGGGAAGCCUUUCUGGAUUUCCUCACGUCGUCGCCGGUUAUUUAUCGUCCCUUUCCGGCCUCGGGCCACUGCACCAUCACGGCGGAGAUGUCGGAGUACAUCCGGGUGACGGAAGACGAGAGUGAGGAGCCCAUCGAGAUCCCGUCUGAGGAUGAUGGGACGGUGCUUCUCUCCACCGUCACGGCUCAGUUUCCCGGGGCGUGUGGCUUGCGGUACAGGAACCCCGUGUCACAGUGUAUGAGAGGAGUCCGGUUGGUGGAAGGCAUUCUGCACGCCCCGGAUAAUGGCUGGGGAAAUCUCGUCUACGUUGUGAAUUAUCCCAAAGACAACAAGAGGAAAAUGGAUGAGACAGAUGCCUCCUCGGCUGUCAAAGUGAAACGAGCCGUGCAGAAAACCUCUGAUCUGAUUGUAUUGGGCCUUCCCUGGAAGACAACAGAACAGGAUUUGAAGGAAUAUUUCAGCACAUUUGGAGAGGUUCUCAUGGUGCAGGUAAAGAAAGACAUCAAAACUGGCCACUCAAAGGGCUUUGGUUUUGUAAGAUUCACAGACUAUGAAACCCAGGUGAAAGUCAUGUCUCAGCGCCACAUGAUAGACGGAAGAUGGUGUGACUGCAAACUCCCAAAUUCUAAGCAAAGUCCAGACGAACCUUUGCGUAGCAGGAAGGUGUUUGUUGGGCGAUGCACCGAUGACAUGACGGCAGACGAGCUCCGUCAGUUUUUUUCGCAGUAUGGAGAAGUGGUCGAUGUCUUCAUUCCCAAACCCUUCAGAGCUUUUGCCUUUGUGACAUUUGCUGAUGAUCAGGUUGCCCAGUCCCUUUGUGGCGAGGACUUGAUCAUAAAAGGAAUCAGCGUCCAUAUAUCCAAUGCUGAACCUAAGCAUAGUAACAGUAGACAACUAGAAAGAGGUGGAAGAUUUGGUGGUAAUCCAGGAGGCUUUGGGAAUCAGGGGGGAUUUCCUAAUCGGGGCGGAGGUGGAGGCGGAGGAGGGCUGGGAAACAACCAGGGGAGUAACAUGGGGGGCGGAAUGAACUUUGGGACGUUUAGCAUCAACCCCGCCAUGAUGGCGGCGGCUCAGGCAGCGCUCCAGAGCAGCUGGGGGAUGAUGGGCAUGCUAGCCAGCCAGCAAAACCAGUCUGGGCCUUCCGGGAACAACCAACCCCAAGGCAAUAUGCAGAGAGAGCAGAACCAGGGGUUCAGUUCAGGGAGCAAUUCCUAUGGGAGCUCCAACUCGGGCGCAGCGAUCGGGUGGGGCUCAUCAAACACAGGCUCUGGCAGCGGGUUUAAUGGCGGUUUUGGCUCAAGCAUGGAUUCCAAAUCGUCUGGCUGGGGCAUGUAAACAACGUAAUACUGAUUCUGUGGUGGGAAAUCAGAUUCCCGCCCUUCCCCUUAGAGCUCCUGGUAAGUAUAUAAUAACAUGCAUAUACUAAAAAAAGAAUAAAUAAACAAACAGACAGGAGUCGGGAGGGGGAUCCAAAUCAAUUUGUUCAGCGUGUAGUAUAUUUCGACAGUAUUUUUGACACUUUUUUUUCUUUUGUAAGGAAGAGGAAAGGAAAAAAAAGAGAAAAGAUUAAAUGGAAUUUUAUAGUUUUUUUCUUACCAUGAGUUAGGAAUAUGGGAGUGGUUUGGAAGUGAACUGUUUUGCCUGAUUUGGUAAACGACGCGCUGCAAUUUGGAUUAGGGAUUUGUAAAAAGAAAAAAGAGAAAAAUAUCUUAAAAUUCCUCAUUUUGCAUGUUUCGAAAAUGCAAGCCAUUUUUCAGAAACUGCAUCCUUUUUUUUUUUUUUUGGAAAAUUAAUUUGAUCCCCCCGCCAUAAGAAUUUUUCUCUCUCUCUCUUUCUCUCCCUCCCUGUUUUCCCCCCAAAAUGUCCCGUGCGGAGAAUGCAAUGUUGGUGUCGGCUUCUUUUCCUUUUAACACUGUCUUCCCCUCCUCAUACUAAAAAAAAGUACGGUAUGAAGACCUCAUUUAAAUCCUUGCCGCUCAUCUCAUUUCCAAAAACAAAACAUGUGUUUGGAAGAAGCACGUCAAAAAAAAAAUCAAAACACACUCAAAAAAACAAAAAGCCUGCCUUAGGAAAUACUCCAUGCUUUCCUCAUCCAAGACUCCUUCCAUCACGCUGCACAUUCUACUACGUCUUAAGACGGUGGGUGUUCCAUUUUUUAUCCGCUACUCUUUUUUUUUUAUUUCAUGGAGAGUCGUACUCAACGCUAUGAACGCAAGGCUUGUGAGAUGGAAACCGGAAAGGCUUGUCUGAACUUUUUGGAGACCUUUGUGUGGGCUUCGAUUGGUGUUGCCGAGGAAUGAGAGGGCUUGGUAUGUGCGAGAAAGAAAGAAAGAAAAAAAAAGGAAGGAGGCGCAUGCAGAGAGAGACUUGGUGGUGCAUUAUGGGAUAUAUAAUAUUUUUUUUGGUCCCCCCUUGGCACGAUGUCCCUCGAUCCCGUGGCUUUUUUGGUGAGAGAGUGUGCGGAGCGCAAUGGGAGCGGACGUACGAGUGUUUUUUUGUUUUUUCUCUUGGCGUUCAGACGGACAUCCCAAUCUGGAAGAACUUAAAGGGGGACGUAGUGGGAGGGGGUGUUUUUUUUACUUAGUUAACCAAUUAGUUGAAUGUGUUAAGUGACAAGAAUAUCUGUAAUACUUUUUUUUCCCUCCUUUAUGUCAACUCUGCUGUGAAUGCUGUAUGGUGUGUGUUCCUUUCUGUUCAAUGAUCCUGUAAGUGUGGUAACGUGACUUGACGGUGGGGCUUUUUGGACGGGGGCGUCUGGCUCGGCGGGGCGUUUUGCGGACCUUUUGUGGCAAAGCACUCUCCUGAGCUCAGAGGUUCCCUUUUGUGGGUGGAAGUUUCUCUGUCUGUAAGAUAUCCAUAUGAAUGCUGUUUGCUGCAGUUCUGUGUUUGGAUGCUUUUUAUAAGAUUUGUCAAUGUAGGAAAUUCUUAAAUAAAACCGAUUUAAGUAA